CUGACGUCAUGGCGUAGAACCUAGCAACAGUGCAGGCUCCCGGCCGAGUCCGUUAUGGCCGCUGCCACCCUGAGGAGGAUGAGGCAGGUCGCGCAAGCGAAGCUGCCGUUCCGGCCAGGCGUCCAGGUGCCCGGGGAGUCGGCGCGGCCGCUGGUCCUGGCGCUGCUGUUUGCGUCCGCCACCAUGUCCAGCGCUCUACCACAGGCUGAUUCGCUGAGCCAAACUGUACUCAAGCCAGAGGUUUCUACUCCAAAUAUGAAUGCUUUAAAACAUGAAAACCAAACCAAACUUUCUAUUUCCCAAAUCAGCACCACUCUCCCUCCCGCAACCAGUACAGAGAGAAGUGGAGGGGCAUCUGUGGCCCCUCGUCCCUCACUUACCGCCUCUCUGUCCCAAGAGGAGGCCGGAAACAAUGAAGAUCCUAGCAUUGAGGAGGACGAUCUUCUCACACUGAAUAGUUCUCCGUCCGCUGCCAAAGACGCUCUGGACAAUGGGGAUUACGGAGAACCAGAGUAUGACUGGACCACCAGCCCCAGGGAUGAGGAGUCCAGUGAGGCCUUGGAAGAUAACAGGAGCUACAUGGAAAUCGAACAGUCAGUGGGAUCUUUUAAGACCCCAUCUUCAAAUAUAGAAGAGGAAGAUAGCCAUUUCUUUUUUCAUCUUAUUAUUUUUGCUCUAUGUAUUGCUGUUGUUUACAUUACAUACCACAACAAAAGGAAGAUUUUCCUUCUGGUUCAAAGCAGGAAAUGGCGUGAUGGUCUUUGUUCCAAAACAGUGGAAUACCAUCGUCUGGACCAGAAUGUUAAUGAGGCAAUGCCUUCUCUGAAGAUUACCAAUGAUUAUAUUUUUUAAAGCACUGUGAUUUCAGUUUGCUUAUUAUGUAAUUUUAUUUGCUUGACUUUUUAUAUGACAUUGUGCAGAUGUUUGCCAUAGGCAACUGGUACUUAAAUGAGAGGUAGGUCUCUCUUUAUUUUGCCUUGGUGCUUUGGAAAUUAAAUAUCACAAACAAGGAGUAUAUAAUUUAUUCCUACACUUUUAGAAGUGAAUUCAAUCGGGUGUCCAAAAUGUGGAGCUAAGCAUUACCUGUUAGUUUUUUUGUUUUAGAUUUCUUUAUUCUACUUCUUCUGAAAGUAUUAGUAAUUCUACUUUUAAAAAAUCCUAAACUUGUAACAAAAUUCUAACAUAUCUGAAACUGCUGACUCAGAUUCUUUUUCUGCCACCCAAGUACUAUUUUUUAAACACACAUUUCUUUGUGCUCCCAAACUGUAAUCUACAAGGAUGUAUGUGAUAAUGCUUUGCAUAUAGAUAACAUUUUUUCUUCCAGAAAAAUUGCUUUGAAUAU
Molecule: messenger RNA, 1342 nt
Organism: Manis javanica (Malayan pangolin)
Lineage: Eukaryota; Metazoa; Chordata; Mammalia; Pholidota; Manidae
Gene: C14H5orf15
Product: chromosome 14 C5orf15 homolog
Source: RefSeq, a predicted model, not a curated record